Tetranychus urticae (two-spotted spider mite) is the source of this 1009-nucleotide messenger RNA. RefSeq lists its product as uncharacterized. The record is from RefSeq and is a predicted model, not a curated record. NCBI's taxonomy places the organism in Eukaryota, Metazoa, Arthropoda, Arachnida, Trombidiformes, Tetranychidae.
CCGAUUAUGUAAAAAUCACCUUCUCUUUUUUAAACCACAUCCUACCAAAAACAGCUUUACCAACAGCAAAAAGGGUUUGGAGAAAGUAAAGGAUAAGGGGGAGAAGUUAAAAAAGGUUAACACCGUUUGAUUUUUCUUUUAAAAGACACCAUCGUUUUGUUCAAUUUCACCAGUUCUCCUUUUGAAUUCUGUGAAGUACAAUCCAAUUCCAAACGCGACUUUUGGAUUAACUGUUUAAUAAUUGCUGUGAAUUAAAAAGAUCAACAUUUACAAUGAACCCUAAAUUGGUUUUGCUUAAUCUUUGUCUUUUGGCGAUUCUAAUCCCGUUGACCCAAGGAUUUCCUUACAAACACAGCCAUGAAGAGGAGGAUGACGAAGAGGAGGAAGAGGAGGACGACAAAUGGGGUAAAUUCGGUAAAUACGGUAAAUACGGUAAAAGCUAUGAGGACGAAGAAGAAGAGAAAGACGAUUAUGGAAGCAAGAAAAUGUUCUUUCCAUUCCACAAGAAGGAAGAUGAAUACACCAAGAAACCAAAAUGGUCUUCCGGUGGAUGGAGUCCAAUAAGUCCUCCAGGCCUUGAUUUGUAUGGUCAGGGAAAGUACAAUCCAAAGUAUUACAAAUCAUAUGGAAGUGAGGAAGAAGAGUAUCCUAAAAAGAAAAAGUCUUACAAGAAGAAGUCAAAGAAGGAAGAAAUCAGUAAAGAUAUUCUGAAAGAAGUUGAUAAAUAUAUUCCAGAAAUUGAUUUCGUUGAUGAGGAAAAGAAGAAAGCUUAAUUGAUUCAUUCAUUCAGUGGAAAUUCCAAGAAAUAUUCUAAACCUCUUGAACUACUCCUUCAUCUUAUUACAGAUUGUGAUUGAACCUAUUCUCAGCAAAUUUUAAUGUUUUUAUUCGUUUUCUGAUUAAGUUAACCUCACAAAAAAACACAAAAUACAAAAAAAUAAUGUGCCACAUUUUACACACUUGUACUAAUUUAAUAUGUAUUCAUCAAUAAAUAGUCUUAUUUCUUUAA